AUGUCGUCUUCUAUCCCCAUCCCCAAUGACUUUAACAAGAUGCUCUAUGAGGACAUCUCGGUCUACGACCCCGAGGUGAACGAGCUCAUCGAGAAGGAGACCUGGCGUCAGUUCUCGGGCCUUGAGCUCAUUGCUUCAGAGAACCUGACCUCGCUCGCCGUCAUGCAGGCCAACGGCUCGAUCCUCACCAACAAGUACUCGGAGGGUCUCCCCGGCGCCCGUUACUACGGCGGUAACGAGCACAUUGACGUCCUUGAGAACCUCACCCGCGAGCGUGCCCUCAAGGCCUUCAACCUCGACCCCAAGGUCUGGGGCGUCAACGUCCAGCCAUACUCGGGCUCGACCGCCAACUUCGCUGCCUUCACCGCCCUGAUCCAGCCCCAGGACCGUAUCAUGGGCCUUGGUCUCCCCGACGGUGGCCACCUUACCCACGGCUACUACACUGCCAAGAAGAAGAUCACUGCUUCGUCGAUCUACUUCCAGUCGUUCCCUUACCGUGUCGACCCCGCGACCGGCCUGAUCGACUACGAGCAGCUCGCGACCAACGCCAACCUCUUCAAGCCCCGUCUCGUUGUCUGCGGUGGCUCCGCUUACCCCCGUGACUGGGAGUACGAGCGUCUCCGCAAGAUCGCCGACGGCCAGGGCGCUUACCUCAUGUCCGACAUGGCCCACAUCUCGGGUCUCGUUGCCGCCGCCGAGCAGAACUCGCCCUUCGAGUACUGCGACGUUGUCACCACCACCACCCACAAGACCCUCCGUGGGCCCCGUGCCGGUCUCAUCUUCUUCCGCAAGGACAAGGACGACCUCGAGAGCCGUGUCAACGCCGCCGUCUUCCCCGCCUGCCAGGGUGGUCCCCACAACAACACCAUUGCCGGUAUCUGUGUUGCCCUUAAGCAGGCCGCUGAGCCCGCCUUCAAGGACUACGCCAAGCAGGUCCGCGCCAACGCCGCCGCCAUGGCCAACGUCCUCUUCAAGCACGGUUACCGCCUCCAGACUGACGGCACCGCCAACCACCUCAUCCUCUGGGACCUCCGGCCCAUUGGCCUCACCGGCUCCAAGAUCGAGAAGAUCUGCGACGCAGUCCACAUCACUCUCAACAAGAACGCUGUCGCUGGUGACACGUCGGCCCUCGUCCCAGGUGGUGUCCGUAUCGGCUCUUCGGCCCUCACUUCCCGUUCGAUGUUCGAGAAGGACGUCGAGCAGGUCGCCGAGUUCCUCCACCGCGUCGUCCAGAUCUCGCUCCAGGCCCAGAAGGAGGCCGGCUCCAAGAAGCUCAAGGACUUCGUCGAUGCCUUCGAGGGCACCGGCGAGUCUGCCAAGCUCGUCAAGGAGCUCAAGGAGGACGUCAAGAACUUCUGCAUCAAGUUCCCUCUUCCCUCUGUUGUCGACUCGUCGACGAUCAAGCAGUUCGACUAA
This is a messenger RNA of Cutaneotrichosporon cavernicola, 1416 nucleotides long. RefSeq lists its product as uncharacterized. The record is from RefSeq and is a predicted model, not a curated record. The coding region runs from base 1 to 1416 and encodes 471 amino acids. Gene Ontology annotation, molecular function: pyridoxal phosphate binding; zinc ion binding; glycine hydroxymethyltransferase activity. The transcript has 4 exons. Lineage: Eukaryota; Fungi; Basidiomycota; Tremellomycetes; Trichosporonales; Trichosporonaceae. Gene Ontology annotation, cellular component: cytoplasm. Gene Ontology annotation, biological process: tetrahydrofolate interconversion; L-serine catabolic process; folic acid metabolic process.